CUGAGCUGUCAAAAAGAGAGAGAGAGAGAGGGGGAGGGAGGUUAGGAGCGCUGGAGCACGCAGCUCCUCUCCAGAUGGUAAUUUAAACGCAGACAGAAGGCUGCAGAGGAGAGAGAGGAUAGAGCACUACACAACCGGGAGACCCAGGAGCGCAACACCGUCGAUUAUAUGAUAAUAACCAAACACAAGAAAUGAGAACAAACAAGACAAAACAGAAGCGCAACAACUCAAGAUAAUCGCAAAAUCGCGUUUAAUCGCCACUAUUUUAAGACUGAAUCUGCGGGCUGCAGCUAAUGCCGACUGUUAACAGGGGAAUGAGCAGCCCUUGCAUUAGCAGUUGGAGGAUUGAUCGACAACAGCAAUCUACGGAACCGCAUACUGAACUGACCGAACAAUUGACCCAGAAUUACAAAAGUAUUAAUUGACGGACCUUCACAUUUAUUGUCUGUGAAAAUACUGAUUCUUGUUUCCAAGUAUUGGGGAGCUGAACUGAGACCGGAGAAGGAUCCAUGCCAAAAUCUACUGCAUCUUUGUACCUUGAAGAAGUACCACGGACAUCGUUCAAUGAUUUUCUGCUGUGGAUUCUCUGAGAAUACAUAGUGCGCAUAUCGCAUUGGUAUUAUAAGUGACUUUUGAUCUACGAUAAAAUUACGUAUGUUAACUUUAUUGUAAUUAGGCCUAUUUUAUUUUUUAAAAUCACGUACUUAACUUUUUCAUCUUUUUCUUCGGUGGUCGUUCGGGGCUGGAAUACAGCAAACAGAAAAUGAGGCAUAAACAAAAAGCUAAAAUUUAAAGGAAGACGAAAGAAAAAGUAGAUUUUUUUAAAGACUGAACCAAACUCUUUGUCUCGUUUCAAUAUCAAAAGGGAAGGUAAACCAAAGAUUGGUGUAUUCUAAUGGACCCCAUCUUCUAGCUCUAGCUCUGCAAGACAAAAUAUAUUUCAGUCUUAUAUAGCUGGGACGUUAAUUACCUCAUAAUUUAUUCAGCUGAAUUGUCAACAGUGCUUUAAAUCCAAAGGAGCCGAAUAUAUAUUUUUCAUUAUUUUAUUGCGCACAAGUUUUUUGACAAGUGAAGUAUUUUUCAAUAUUUUUUCCUGACAAAGCAGACAAACACCUUUAAAUGGUGCUGAAACAUUCUGGAGGAUCUACCCCUUCUUUCUCUUGCAAAUAUUAAUGGCUGGUGCAUUAUAACAGCUAUUUCGUAAUUUUGAUGUGGAUUUAUCGUUGCUGCAAUUACCUCAGCCUGACCUCCACCCUCUAAAAGUAGCACGGAACAGAAGGUUGGAACGAUGCCAGAUUCACCUGCUGAUGUCAAGACCCAACCCAGAUCGACUCCGCCCACCAUGCCUCCUCCUCCCCCUGCCGUCAGCCAGGCAACCAACCGCAGUGCUUCAUUCACACCCACCACCAUGCUCAACGGGAGCAGCCACUCGCCCACGGCGCUCAACGGGGCGCCGUCCACGCCCAACGGCUUCAGCAACGGGCCGGCCAUGUCGUCCACGGCCUCGCUGUCCACCCAGCAGCUGCCCCCGGCCUGCGGCGCGCGCCAGCUCUGCAAGCUCAAGCGCUUCCUCACCACGCUGCAGCAGUUCGGCAACGACAUCUCGCCCGAGAUCGGGGAGCGCGUCCGCAGCCUGGUGCUCGGGCUGGUGAAUUCUACUCUGACUAUUGAGGAGUUCCACUCCAAACUCCAAGAGGCCACCAACUUCCCCCUGAGGCCGUUUGUCAUUCCUUUCCUCAAGGCGAACCUGCCCCUCCUGCAGAGGGAGCUCCUGCACUGUGCCCGGAUGGCCAAGCAGACUCCGGCGCAGUACCUGGCCCAGCACGAGCAGCUGCUGCUGGAUGCCAACGCCAGCUCGCCCCUGGACUCCUCCGAGAUCCUGCUGGAGAUCAGCGAGCACGGCAAGAGGAGGACCCCCGACAGGACCAAAGACAGCGGUGUGGACAGAGACGCUCUGCACCCCGAGCACCUGCCCAAACGGCCGUGCACCGUCAGCCCCAGCCAGCGCUACAGCCCGAGCGGGGGCCUGCCGGCCCACCCGCCCCCCAACGGCCUGCCCACGCACCCCCCCAACGGCCUGCCUCAUCCCAACCCCCCCGCCCCGCAGCACUACCGGCUGGAGGACAUGGCGCUGGCGCACCACUACAGGGACGCCUACCGCAACGCCGAGCACCGCGAAUCCCGCGAGAGGCACCGGCAGGCAGCGGUGCAUGGAGCUCGGCAGGAGGAGGUCAUCGAUCACCGCCUGACAGACCGGGAGUGGGCCGAGGAGUGGAAGCACCUCGAUAAUGUACGUGUGACUGGGCUGCUCAACUGCAUCAUGGACAUGGUGGAGAAGACGCGGCGGUCUCUGACCGUGCUGCGUCGCUGCCAGGAGGCCGACCGCGAGGAGAUGAACCACUGGAUCCGCCGCUACAGUGAUGUGGAGGAUAUGAAAAAAGGUGGGAGCUCCGCCCAGCGCCCUCCUCCUCCUCCUCCUCCUCCUCCACCUCCUCACAACUCCUCCUCCAACACCUCUAACAGCACCGAGACACAGCCCCUAGAGAUUCACCGGGACUUUUUGCACAGACCGACCUCCGGUUACCUGCCCGAGGAGAUCUGGAGGAAGGCUGGUACUACAAGUGUCCCACUCUCACCAGCACUAAAGCAACUCCAAAACAAGCAGGAGGAGGCCGUGAAUGAGGUGAAGAGGCAGGCCAUGUCGGAGCUGCAGAAGGCCGUGUCCGACGCCGAGCGCAAGGCACACGAGAUGAUCUCUGUGGAGAGGUCCAAGAUGGAGCGAGCUCUGGCCGAGGCUAAAAGGCAGGCUUCCGAGGACGCGCUGACCGUCAUCAACCAGCAGGAGGACUCGAGUGAGAGCUGCUGGAACUGCGGCCGCAAGGCCAGCGAGACGUGCAGCGGCUGCAACACGGCGCGGUACUGCGGCUCCUUCUGCCAGCACAAGGACUGGGAGAAGCACCACCACGUGUGCGGGCAGGGCCUCCAGGGGAUGCCGGGGGGCAGCGGUGUGCCGCAGGGGGCACCCUCCUCCUCCGGCGCGCCCCCCACGCACUCUGAGAGCACCCCGCCGGCCCCCCUGUCCCUGGCCAGCCAGGGCGCGGGCAGCAGCAGCACCUCAGGCAGCCCCAAGGAGGCCAGCUCCAGCAGUGCAUCCAGGUCCACGACGCCGGCCACGCCCGCCCUGCUCGACAAUGCCUCCCGCUGACGCCCUCAUGACCCCCCCUCCCCCCCCCCACAGGCCGCAGCCACAGCACCCUCAACCCCUCUGCGAAAGACACUGAGGAAACACAUGCCAUGCCCCACCCUUUCCCCGCAGUACCAAUACCGCGUCUACUUCACAGCUACCUGAAGAUGGUGUUUUCUCAACUCGUCAACCUCCGAAAGGACCUCUCUGUCUCUCAGCCAUCCACGCACCUACGGACCCAUGCCCACACACACACACACACACCUGCAUACACGCGCGCCCACACCCGCACACCUGUGACAGGCCUGCUGCAUUGUAUGACAUUGCCAGGGCUUAAAUUUACUGGGAGCCAAAAAGAUGUAUAGAAACACAUUGAAGGCAUAUUUUCUAAUUAAAGUGGAAUUUUUCAGUGGUAAUCCUAUUACAAAAUAUUUAGUAUCUACCACACAAUUAACAGUUCAGCACUGAAAGCUCUGAGUCAGCACUAGCUUUGUAAUAUUCCUAGCAUGCCUAAGACCUGGCCUCAGUAAAACAAGCCCUAUACUACUCAUGGUAUGUAUGGGGGUUUGCAUGAAAUCCAGAAUUUUAGUAGCACAGGAGCACAUGAUAUAGUAACAGUGAAUGCCCCUUUCUUGACUUUAGCAAUUAUGGAAGGACGUGAUUAUGAGAAUUGUUGGAUAUCAUGCACCCCUAUGAUAUACACCUUUGGUAUAGGCCUUUUCUGGAGCCAUCUCAAAGAACAGGUUCGGCAGUGCAUCUUGCCUGAACAGUCUCCUCUGUCACUCUGUCCCUCUGUGUAAAAAGACAGACAUCAGGACGUUCCAUUCCUCAAGAGGGCCGCAGUCACCAAGGGAACGGUGAAUUUUGUUCCCUCCGUAAGAAGGCUGUUUAUUUGAGGAAGGAUUAGUUUCAGUGCUUUUUUUGGCUUUAAAUGAAAUAAUAAGAGAAUAGUCCAAAAAUCUUAAGGAGAAGAAAAAAAAAAGGAAAAUCCAUUAACUACCUUGCUAGCGAGCCAAGAAAAUAUACACCGGACUCACCUCUCUGUACUGACGUGAACCCAAAUGAGUUUAAAAAAAAAAACAAAAAAAAAAAACAGUCCAAACCUAUUUUUAUUACACUGCCAAAGUUACUGAGAGACGAGGAAACCUCUCAUCUUUGUGACCAAACGCAAGCUACUUCAACUUCUCAGCAAGUCAGGCCUGAGGGAGAGACAGGCCACAAGGUACACCCAAAAAAAAAACAGAUACAGUGAGUGUACUUCAGCUGGCUGAGAACAGACUACUACCAGCUCAACGUGAUACCAUGGAGGCAGAAACAGGAAAUUGCGUGUGAAGCUUUUUUUAAAACGCACCAAUUACAAGGCAAAGAAAAAAACAAUAAUGACAAAAAGAAAAAGACCAGGAUAAGAAACUGAGUAAGACUUCUUGUGAAUUGCGAUGGAGUGGAGAUGAAAAGAUUUUUGGCCUCCCCUAAAAGAAGCAGAACCUCAAAGAACUUAAAAAAAAAAAAAAAAAAGGACUAAAGGAUUUUAAAAAAACAUUUAAAAAAAAGCAUCCAAGCAAGCAUUGUACAAUAGGAUACCUGUUCAAUUCAAAGGUAUUUUUCUGUUGCUCUCUGAAGUAGAGACUUUCUGUGGGUUCUACCAUAUCAUUUUUCCUUACUUUUCCAAAGCAUGGCAGAGUGAAGUGAUUCAUACACGGUGUACUCUCUGUUCUUUCUCUAUCUCUACCUCCCUCUCGUUCCUGUGCGUUCCUCCCUUCAGCGCCAUCCCUCCAUCCCUCCCAGCUGACUUCCUGCCUCCUGAGCACACGUCUGGGAAAGCAUCAGACUUGUUUUGUAGAUAUUCCUUUUUUAUUAUUAUUUUUCGGUGUUUUCCCCGACUCUGAUGUUUUGCCUGUGUUGCCCAUGGUUUCGGCCUGCCCAGUCUGGGGAUAGCACUGGAGGGAUGCCGGGCUUGUUUUAGGUUUUGGGCUGAACUUACUUGUCAUGGAGAAGACCCUCAAUGAAGAGUGAACCUAUUGUACCAGUAAUAGGCCAAGAAAUGAAAACCCUCAUGUAGAAUAUUUUAUAUUAUUGGCAUUGUGAGACAGUGAGAGGACAAGAGGUGCAAUAUGAAAUGAGAAUUCAUCUACUGAAUGGAACCUCAACUGCUGCCCAUAGGGCUAUAUAUAUAAUAUAAAUACACAUAUGAAUAUAUUUAAAAUAACAGUAACUUAAUGUGAAUGUAUAUAGUAUUUAAAGAGGUCCAAAAAUGUGUUUGCCAAAUAAGAGAAACCUUUAAAGUAUAAAUUGUUAAAUAUGAUUUUUUUUCCUCCUUUUGUCCAUUUCAUUUUAAUUUAUUGUACUGUAGUUACAUGUUCAAAGGUUUAACUUUUCGAAACUGGCUAAACCCGGUGAGUGUAUGACCUAGGCAAGAGAGGGGCAAGUGAUUUCCCCAUGAAAUCAUGUUACACAGAGAUUAGCUACAGGAAAAGACAAAUUGCUGUGUUGCCAUAUAAGUCCCUUUUGUGAAGAAGAACCAAGUACACUUUCUUUGACUGAUGCAUGUGUCACCCAAAAAUUGUAUGCUGGUUUUUUAUACCAUGGCUUUACUAUACAGAAUGGAAGAGCAAGGUUUUUAUGGCACUGGAUUAAUGUCCAAACCAGACUGGCACAGUAUGUAAGUUACUACAAAACAUUACUGCUUCAACUAUGAAGGAUCUGCAACAGGAGGCAGUUGAAUUUGUGUGAAACAUUGCCAUCCAUUGGGCUGAAAUACCACUGCAGCGCUACUUCUUUCUCCAAAUGCAGUUUUAAAUCUUUGAAUUUGGUUGCAAGUCAGUUAUAUUUUCAUACAUUUCUAAUGAGACAUUCACUAUCAGCACUGUGCUUAGCAUGUUGAGAAAAUAUGGUUUUUAAAAGAAAUUUUUUUUUUUAAAGAACCACUGGAAAGGGCAGCACUCAUUAUGAACAAAUAGGUUUGAUUUUCUCAAUAUCUUUAUAGGUUACUAGAGGAAUUGGGUUUUUGAAUUGGACGUACAGACGUACAGGUAUAUCCUAUUACUGUAACUCAAAACAAGUGUCAUUUACAGUCACAUCAUUUUCUUUACCUGGUGUCACCAUUUACUAUUUAUAUGUAAAAUAAUAUGUGAGUUGAAAAAAUAUAUGAGCAUGGACAUUUAAAAUACCCAGUAAAAAUAAUUUGGCUACUUACCUCUAAAAUGGACCAAACUUGAGUUUCUUCUUUGGCUGCAGCAGUUAUCCUCAUGGUGUUCCAGGCUGUUCAAAAUGCAACACAAAAAUUGCCGUGCUUUAGUGUCACCUGGUUUUCUCAUUAUUUAUAUCACUGCACAUCAUCUAAUUUCUUACACAAACCUAAAAUAUAUUGCACAUUUCAAAUGUGAUAAGGAUUAUCAUAGGUACCCUUAAUCUGUAUUUAUUCAAACACAGUAAUACCAUCUCAGUGCACGGUGCCUCUUGAGGGUUUCACUAAUAUUAGUUCUUCUUUCAGGCCUAAGACUAUGAACUAUGGACCACAGCUCCCAUCAAUAAACCUCAGCUCACAAUUACAAUGUAUUUAUUAAUUGAGCUGACACAAUGGCUGUGUUCACACAUUUACACUGAAGACAUCGGAGGGCAAAGUCCUUUGAGGGAACAUGUGAGACAUAUGAAAGCAAGCCAUGUAAAGGCAGUGCAACUCUCACGCUUGUGGGUUAUUCAUGGUUAGCUGCAGUCUGUGACUGGCAUCUGCCUUGAGCCAGAAGAGAGAAAAACCGUGUGGUGGUUGUGUUAGGUCUGAUCCGUCUGUGCGUCUGAACCUUCUCAGCCUCCUGCUCCCACUCCCAGUCCCUGAGCCCCAUACCGACCUAGCGUUAGCAGAAUCGAUCAUUCUACCUCAUUCUACCCAAAUAAACAUCCAAGCUAGGAGAUGUGCAAACCCAUUGACAUUCUCAUCCUAAGUGUAAGAACCAAAACCAUUCAGAGACAAAUAAAUAAGCAUUAGUAGAUCCUACCCAGUAUGACUAGCAGUAAUCAUGGUGCGUUAAUGAUUUUCUGCUUGUUCUACCAGCAGGACUUUACAAAAAAAGCAUACAAAUAAAAAGUGCGCAGAAAUCCAGUACUAAAUUUAUGAUGACUUGCACUUGAAAAAUUCAAAAGCACUCGACUGAAGUUACCAAUUAAAGACAAUGCCCAUUUAGAGAUGGAGACAAUACUAAUGUCCAGACAUGAAGCUUUAUGUUGCAGUGCUGUGUAAUGUGGAAAUGUUCCAGGAGCUAUACAAGAAACAAUGUUUUGUUUGCUCUCUGGCUGAGAUGUUAGACCAGGUCUUCUGUGCAUGAAGAGGGUGCAUUGUGAGGAAAAGCAUCUUCUUUCUGUCAUUUCAAAGCGAGUAUUUAAACUUUGCCAUAGCACUUAUCAUCCUAAACCAUUUAAAAGCACAGACCAAAGCAUUCAUGUAUGGCUGUAGAUCUCGUAAGUCAAUUUUGGUGUACUUUAGACAAAGCAUACCAAAACCCAGGCUCUAUAACAAUUUUAUUUUGACACCAAAGUACCGGAAAUAGACACAUAAGCUCAAAGCACAACAAAUAACCACCAGGUAUUUGCAGUGCUUGAAUUUAUAACUGAGUGUAUCCAUUUAAGCUAUUUAGGCACACAGUUGCUUGUUUCCAAAUACAUCACCUUGGAUUACUGCUUCUUGUCUGGAAUGUAUAAUACUGUCUGCAGGGUAAAAUGUGCAAGUUUGUAUCUUUUUCAGAACUGGAAAUAAAAAUUUUGCAAACCACUUAAAUAAUCCAAAUUUGAAACAAACAGAAGGAAAGACAUUUUCAGUGAAACUGCCAUUUGAGAAUAUGUGGGUUUCCCAUUAUAUGCUAUUGCCUGACCUUUCCACUGUAAGAAAUGAGUAAAAACAACCAAUAAUACAGAUAACACUCAAAGGUGUGGAUGCCAGAUUUCAAUCUUCCACCAUAUUUACAUGUGCUUUGUAUUUCUGUCAAAUCUGUGCUUUAAACCACAACUGAUCAUUUUGUCUACAGUUUGUCUCAAAAUCUAAACGACAAACCAAAAAAAAGUGUAACUGCUAGUUUUUUUUCUUCCAGGUGAUCAUUGUAUUUCUGCUCACAAAAGGAUUUAUUGCAUCAGUGCUAUUUUUGGUACCUCCGUAUAAUUCAGUCAGGCGUUGCAGUCAGUGGAUCAUGUAGCCAAUUAAGCUGUGGAAGGAAGGAGAGCUAAUGAAGUUCUGGACUGUGAGUUAUUACUAACCAGAGAGAAGUGAAAGAUGUGUUCCGUCUCUACAUCCAUGCAUCGAUGAAGCCAAAACAGAGGCCGAUCUAAAAUUAUGGGUUCAAUUGGUAAUUUCAGAUCAAAAGGAGGAAAGUCUGUCGUGAAUUAUUGAAACAGACACCACUGGGUUAUUUUCCUUAACACAAGCAGUUUUUUUAUUUGCUUAUGCCCUUUCACGGGAGUCAUCACUUUUCAAUAGCUGCAGGACCAUUACUGCCCUAAUGCCUCAGAAAUUGGCAACACGCAGCACCUGAGCUUUUCCCAAAUUUCUUAUGAAUGAAUAUCGAUUGUUUUGCAACCAGGUGCAUGAGGCCCAACUCCUCCAUUCUGUCAAAGAAUGAAAGUAAUUCUUUAAAAGUAAUGUUUCAUUUUUCAUGGGGAAGUGUAAGGAAGCAUCAGCCAGAUAAAUGUUUUUUAAACCAACCUACCAAUACCAAUGAAUUUAAUUUUAUCCUCUGUUUAUUUGACAAGUCACAUAAAAUACUGUUUUGUACUGUAAGCCUGGUAAAGAUAAAAUGCUGAAAAUAUUAUUAAUAAGGUGCAUGCAGCACUUCUUGAAAGCAAUCACAGGGACAAUUUUUUCAUGAAUGCUUUGGACAUAUACAGUUUUUGAUUUGAUAUGUGUAGGGAGCCAUUAUAUACUGUAUUGUGCAAUACAUAAAUACAGAAAAAAAAUAUGUUUCUGUAGGAAGGUUUGUGUGUUAAAGAAAAUCUUACUUUAUGUUCCUCUUCAAGGGUCCUGUUAUUAUACUUUAGAAAACGUGAACUGUGCCAGGAGAAGUAAUUCAAGUUUUUAUUUAUUUCUUGCAUGCUCGCCCUUUUUGCUAUUUCCCUUUCUAACUGUGUGCUAUGUUGGACAUGUGAAGUUGUAAACAUUCUAAUUCAGGUUAUUGUCUGUGUUGAGGUAUAUACAUAUAUGUGUAAUUAAAGAAAGAAAAUUGAAUAUGAA
This is a messenger RNA of Anguilla rostrata (American eel), 9395 nucleotides long. Its product is annotated as protein CBFA2T3-like. The record is from RefSeq and is a predicted model, not a curated record. NCBI's taxonomy places the organism in Eukaryota, Metazoa, Chordata, Actinopteri, Anguilliformes, Anguillidae. The transcript is spliced from 12 exons. Gene Ontology annotation, molecular function: transcription corepressor activity. Gene Ontology annotation, biological process: negative regulation of DNA-templated transcription; DNA-templated transcription. Bases 1289 to 3205 code for a protein of 638 amino acids. Gene Ontology annotation, cellular component: nucleus.